CCUGUAAGAUACACAUGUAUAUAUAGGUCAGUCUUUCUAAACCGUUAACAACCUUAGUGUAAGGUCUUCACAAUACAAUAUUCAAACAAACCUUACAGAAGGUGGGCAGGAGACAGCAUGUGGACUUAUUCCUUGAUUCCUGUUCUGCUGUCCUUGAGGUAUUCCUUGCAAGGUUAUGUCGGGUGCUACCAGGACCAGCAACAACCACGUGUCCUUCUUGUUAACAUACUGACGUCCACCCGGAUGACUAUACAGACGUGUCUGGACCACUGUAAUACUUAUGCAUAUGCUGGAAUUGAGGGCAGCAGCCAGUGUUGGUGUGGAUCUGCACUGACUCGUGGCACUAAGGUAGCAGAGAAAGAAUGUGAUAAGCUCUGCGGUGGUGACCACGCCCAGAUGUGUGGUGGUGAUUGGCGCUUGUCCGUAUAUUCCACAGUUACUGAUUUUUCCAACGGAGUGACAGCUGGCCUUAUAUCAACCGCCAGUGGUCUUCACGUCAUUUCCGGUUUGGCUGCAAGCAGGAAACAUCCGGGUUACCUCUACGCGAUCAAUGGCAAUUUGGGGACAAAUAAAAUUUACAUAAUCAAUGAAGAUACUGCCCAAACAGUUGGUGCGUUAACUGUUCAGAACAGUCAUGAGUUUGACUGGGAGGACAUUGCUGUCGGGGCUUGUCCACGUGGCUCUGGGACGUGUAUCUUCGUGGUCGACACAGGAUCACGACAGCAUGCUGAGAGCACACUGUAUGCUGUCCAGGAACCUGCAGACACGAACUCACAGGAUGUCUCAGUGACUGGUACAAUUAACUACAGGAAUAAUGGAAUGAAAUCUGAGUCAUUGAUGGUAGAUUCUUCUGGAGAUGUGUUUGUGUUCUUAGAAAACGAAGGGCACCCUGCCUCUGUGGCAAAACUUCCUGCACAAGGCUGGAAUACUGGAAACACCGUCGAUGUCCUUUCAACACAGACCCUGCCCUUCACGUCUCCCAAUGCAGGUCCAGUUGCAGCAGACAUCUCCCCCAGUGGCACAGACAUGCUGAUAAAGACUCUCCAUCAUAUCUACUACUGGCACAUGUCUGAUAAGUCGGUCACUAAUGCCCUUGAACACCCUGGUGUUGGUGUGCCGUCUGUGUAUGAAUAUCACGGGGAGUCUGUAGCCUGGAAAUGGGAUGUUUCUGGGUAUUACACAGUUGCUCAAGACUCCCAACAGGCGCUUCAUUUCUAUAAACGAAAGCAUUCAAGCUACACAACCCCUAAACCUACAACACCUUUGUCAACAAAAAUGACCAUUCCUCAAACAUCUACUCAUGCAAGUACCCAAGUUCCAGUUUCUAAUUAUUACAACGAGUUUCUAGAAAUCGGACCCAUCGAUUCCUCACAAGGUCUGCUCAUGACGUCAGGCCUGGCUGCUAGUCGGAAACAUCACGGGUACCUGUACGCCAUCGAUAGCCACUCAGCCAGUAUAUAUAUUGUGGACGAAUGGACAGCGUCAGUGGUUGCUACACUUCACGUCCAGGACGAGUCUGUAAGAGACUGGGAGGACAUUGCAGUAGGACCUUGCCCCGGAUUGGGGACAUGUAUUUACAUUGCAGAUACCGGCGAUACAGAUCAUGCUGUGAGGAAUGUCGUGCAUAUGCUCAAGGAACCCACCAGUAUAACCACCCAGAACGUUAACGUUGAAUCAAGUCAGCAUUUCAUCUGGAGCGAAACUUCAUCAAAGGCGUUGGCAGUGGCCAAAAACGGCGAUGUCUAUAUUAUAUCCGAGUCAGUAGGUACAGGCAGCAAACUAGCCAAGCUGUACAGCAGUGGAUGGAGUCGAAACCAGACUGUGACCCUAUCAUCUCUGUUUACUUUGCCGCUACAUACAAACAGCCCUGGGCCUGUGGCUGCAGACAUAUCACCCAACGGUCAGGAUUUAUUAGUCAAGACGGUGAAUCACAUCUUCCAUUGGCAUAUGCCUGACGGUGAUGUCAGGAAGGCUGUCCAACACCCGGGUGAAGAGGUUGCAUACCAUCCUGACAAUCAUGGAGAAACUGUUGCUUGGAACACUGAAGGAGACGGGUAUUUUACUUUCGGUCAAGGACACGAUGCCAUGUUGUAUCUCUUCCGUCACAGGGACGACUCUGUAUGUAACUGGUGUCUCUGAUGUCUCGCAGUGUAGAUUAUGUCAGAAGUAAUAAAAUGCUUGAUCCAUUA
This is a messenger RNA of Haliotis rubra (blacklip abalone), 2189 nucleotides long. RefSeq lists its product as uncharacterized. NCBI's taxonomy places the organism in Eukaryota, Metazoa, Mollusca, Gastropoda, Lepetellida, Haliotidae. The coding region runs from base 118 to 2139 and encodes 673 amino acids. Gene Ontology annotation, biological process: multicellular organism development. The record is from RefSeq and is a predicted model, not a curated record. The transcript has 7 exons. Gene Ontology annotation, cellular component: plasma membrane.